AUGUAUGCUAAGUCCAGUAGUUGUUGGGCGAGUGGCACACGACAGCAACUGAUUCACCACUUGCCUUCUCUCUCUCUCUCUCUCUCUCUCUCUCUCUUCCUCUCUCUCCCGCUUCUUUCUUCUCCUUUCUCAUCCCUUACUCCUCCCCUCCUCCUCCCUCCUUCAUUCUUUUUUCUCAACGCUUUGGAAUCACCUAGCCAGGCUUCCAUCAUGAGCAGCCCACCUGGUCCUGUUGAUCCAGGCGAACAGUCAGCCUCUUCUAGGCCAGACAGGCCCUGCAGUCCUGUGAACGAAGUGAAACCCACUAAUAUGAUGGCACCUGAUAACUCAUUUCCAGUCUCCGAGUAUCCUCCUUUGAUUGAUCUCGGAGAAGAAACCCAGGCAACAGAUGAACCAUUCCCCGUCCCUGACCUGCAGUCCUCUCAGCAAAAUGAUCCACUGUUUGCCAAGAGCGAUAUCGAGAACCUGGAUCCCCUUGAUAUUACCGACAAACAUGGGCUACGGGAUCUUGAGAUCAAAGAGAUGACCAAGGAAUCAUGCCUGCUUUCGGACACAGCUACGACUAGCCAGCGAUCUGACAAGAUAAGCGAACAAACUAUUACCGAAACACCUCAACAGGGCCCUCAGAUUGAAAAUAUCAAAGCUUCAGAUAAUGGGGAUGAUGAUAAUAUGGGUGCUGUUGACGAAACCCCUGCCCAAGCAAAUGCUCCCCGAAUCGGCUUCAAGCAUGACCCAGAGGAGGAAGCAAUCUUGGCUAGAAUGGAACCCGAUACCGAGGCCCAGGGCACAAAGAAGAAGAAGAAUAAAAAGCGCCCCAAAAGCCAGAGAGGAGCCGGCGCACCGACUGGAUUUGAGCCCUGGCAUGCCGAUGCUCCGAUCACUCCGCAAGAGUUCGAGGAGAACAAGAAGAUCUAUGACCCCUCUACCAAUUCUCGAGUAAGAUCAAUAAAGCUCAUUCUUGGGGCCAUCUUGGCUAACUUGACUUGUCUGUGUAGUCGGUGCGAUGAGGCGAUCAAACGAUUCCUGGCCAAGCGCCGCCUUGAGCCUGAAAGGCGCAAGGUGUUUCUGAAAUAUCUCCAAUACGGUGGCGUUGGUGUUGGCCAGAACCAGAUGCAGGGCGUGAGUCCUCAAGAAUUGAAGGAAAUGGACAAGGAAGAGGCGAUGCAGGCUCGUUGCAACACUCGGAUCUUCCCAACCGAAAAGGAAUUUCCAAUCUCCUUCAAUCGAGUUGCUACAGGCUACCUGCAAGUUCCUCCUCAUGAAACUUGCUACUUUAUGAAUCACUACAAUCCCGAGACUGAGGAGGACAUCAAGCUCUGCACUGUUACCAUGAAGAACUUCUUUACUUACCUACUCUACCACGACGUGUGCCCUGAGCAGAAAGAGGACCUCGAGGCAGCCAGGGAAACAUGUGAUCGAUGUGAGAAGGAGUUAUGGCUAUGCCAGCAAGUCCUCCACCAUGACGGCCCCGGACAUUUCAAUCGUGCCUGCUCAAUGUUACUGGGGGGCUAUUACUUUGAUGUCGUCGAUGAUCCUGAAGCGUGGCGCCAUAUUAGGUACGCCAGUAAUGAUAUUUUCACUCGUGAAAUUGCGCGCAAGGUCGUCAGAUACGCGAUUGCGAUCAACGGCGAUGACCGGCUAACGCAAAAAUUCAAAUGCCUCGUCGAAUACGAUAAUGUCCAGGCUAAAAUGGUUGAGGACAUCGACGGCUUCGAGAUCCUUUCGAUUGAAUAUCCUUCUGAGGAGGUUCACGCCUACUACCGAGAACUUGCUCCCGAUUUGCUUCCAGUCGGAAGGGUCAGGGCAAAGGAGUUCCGUGACGAGUCACGCGGUGAGUUUGACCUCGCACCUUGGGAGAAAAUCGACUGGGAUGCUGGAUUUGCGCCGGCGCACAAAUUCGAGUUUUUCAUCGAACAGUCGGUCCUUGAUCUCCUCUUACCCGGAAUGAAAGUUAUUACCAAUGUUUAUGAGACCAACUUUGGUAUGCACUUUUACGACGAAGUGAUGACUGUGCUUCCAUCGAACUAUCUAUUCAUUUACAAUGACUGGAUGAUCGAUUACAAAGAGCCAAAACCCAUCGACUGGAUUGGGGAUGAGGGUGAGAUUGCACGUCGUCGUGCCGAGGAUAUGCUCAUCGAGCCUCCUGAGCGGCCACAGAGAGAAAUCGCCUUGAGAAUGGUUCGCGACCAGUUAAGCUGGGACCCAGAGCAUAUUCUAGCGCAGGGAUACAGCAUUCGGGAUCACUGCAAGGAUAUCAUCAACUUCCUUGAGUCUUACGACUACAACAUGGAUGCUAUCAAGGAGAAGUUGGAGCUGACGGACGAUCACAUACCGGUGAAGACGAUUUGCGUUAAGCGGCCUCCCAAGAAUCCGGCUUCCAGAAUGAAGCUUGACAAGGAUGAGAUUGCUGAAAUGGAGCUUUUCGAAGAGGAACUUCGCUCGAAGGAGAUUGCCGAGAGAGAGAGUUUCGAAAAGGGCUGUCUCGGGAAAAUUGAUGCCGAAAGGAACCUCUUUGUAGAGGAGCUUUUGGCAAAAAGGUCUGCCAAGGAGGAGCUUGCCGAGGAGGAGUCUGUCGCGGAUGAGCCCGUCGAGGAUUUUGCUGAGGAGGAGUCUGUCGAGGUGGAAUCUGUCAAGGAGGAGUCUUCCGAGUAUGAUUCUUCCGAUGAUGAUUCUUCCGAUGAGGAGUCUGUCCGAGAGAAGCCUGACAAUGAGUGCCACGACGUGAAAGAGCUUGUCGAGAAGGAGCGUUUCGAGAAGGAACUUGCCGAUAAGGAAUGUCUCGAGAGGGAGCUUUUCGAGAAGCAGCAAAGCGAAAAGGAGCCCGUCAAUGAUGAUCUUGCACUGGGUAAAUUGGUUUUCUUACAACCAGACGCUUGGCAAGAUAUCAUGGACUAG
Molecule: messenger RNA, 2895 nt
Organism: Penicillium olsonii
Lineage: Eukaryota; Fungi; Ascomycota; Eurotiomycetes; Eurotiales; Aspergillaceae
Source: the annotation of a GenBank genome assembly